AUGGACCUCGACGCUGCCCCCGUAGGGCGAGAUGUCCAGGUGGUCGACCCCGAAGUUCGCGCCCAUAUCUACAGUCUCGUCACCGCGCUCGGCGGCUUCAAUGGCGAAGAUGCAUCGAAAUACUGCUUGGGUGAUGACGCCUUGGCCUGUUUGCGCGAUAUCAAAAAAUGGCUCAGGCUGUACGACGACAAGACGAAUCGGCUGGACGUGGCGCGUUGCUUAGGAGAGUCGAAUCUGGUGAAUGGCGAUUUACUGCCUAUUCUUGCACACUGGCGCGAGAACAAUGGUCAUACCAAGAAGCAUUUGACGAGAAUUGCACUGGCGUGUUUGGAAUUAUUGGUCCCAUUGACCUGGCCAGUGGAAAUUCACAGCCAAAUGACCGUCAACCACCACCGCCACACCCCAUACCUACAGCAAUCCCAGGUCAACUACAAGCGAGGAAUCCUAGACAAAAAUGCUGGCUUGGAGACCCUGCGAGCCGUUAUUCAAAUUGGCCUACCGAGUUUGGCGCUUUCGAGAUCCGACCGAACGAACAGGGACGAGGGAAUUUUGAAGCUGAUGCUAUACAUUUUCCGCAAUGUUGCCAUGAUUUCACCACCCAGAGGCCUGGCUGCUGAGGGAGACGAAGAAGAAACGUCGAGAUCUGCAACCAUAAACGCUUUUCAAGAGCAGGAUAUUUUCGCACUUCUACUCACCAUUUCCUCCAACAUGGGAGACGAUUUCAGCUUCCAGGACGUGAUCCUCCUAGAGAUCUUGUUUCACCUCGUCAAGGGUAUCGACGUGCAAAAGUUGUUUAUGAAUGACGUCCAGCGCAGUGUUAAACGAAAGGACGAACUGAGCGAUCUGCUCCGGAAAGAAACCGGCGUCAAGAGAGAGUACUCGAAGAAUGCACCAACACGACACGGACGUUUUGGAACCAUGAUAUGGGUGAAACGAGACGACGCAAAAGUUUCGACAGUCUCCGGCCAAGACGUUUUGAAAGACGGACAGGUUGCUCUCAAUAAAAUGGACCAGACAAAAAAGUGGAAUCGCCCCAGACAUCAUGGCCGCAGACAAGAGGUUGAGGUCGCCAGUGGGGAUUUUAAUUUAACAACACAUCUCACGUCAACUGCAACUAAAACUCUCCGCACAUUUGUGGAAGAGUUUUUGGAUACAGGCUUUAACCCUUUAUUCACUCAUGUCAGAAAAGCUAUCGAACGUGAAGCAGACAGAGUACUCGACAUCCACACACGGCAGUUUCUUUACUUGGUUUCUUGGUUUCUCCAGGCAGAGCGUGUACGCCACAGCACCCGCCGGAAAGAACAUGAAAAAAACAAAGGCACUUCUAGAGAAUUUGAACCGGACAGUUACUCUAUUGUUGCGAGUGUGCUCAACCAAGAGACAUUUGUUUUCUUGAAUCGAGCCAUGCAGUAUAGUUUCGACCAGAAAGAUUGGCAGGACCUGAAUGCCAAUAUGCGUUGCUUCACCCAGAUCCUGCUAACGGUCCAAGAGAUGGCUGCAUCGCCUCUUGAAGAGGAUCAAGAAAUUGCCGAGAACAUUCAGAACCGUAUAUUUUACGAGGAAACAACACACGAUCGAAUUCUAGCAAUGGUAAGAGGUUACAAUGAGCAAGGGCUUGGAUACCUUGAUGCUUGCACGGAACUUUUACACGUUUUCGUGAGAAUGCUUGAGAACUAUUCCAAAGAGAACGUGGACAUGCAGAUUCGAUCCAAACGAAGAGCAAGACGAGCAGCCAAAGAAGCCUCUGAAAAAAAUGGCACAGAAAAUGACGAGGAGAACGCAUCAGAAAACGAAGACAUUGCAGACGCUGCCCGGGUCACGAGAGAAAGAACAUUUGAUUUUAAACGGUUUGCAGCCAGAUUUUGCAACCAAAAGACCAUCGAUACCUUUGUGAAAUUCACCACAUAUUAUCGUGAACUUGAUGAUGAGCAACUAAAGCGAGCACAUCGAUUUUUCUAUCGAGUUGCUUUCAAGCAGGAGAUGAGUAUUCUUCUCAUGCGUGUCGAUAUUUUGAAUAUCUUCUAUCGCAUGAUCAAGGGCCCUGGUGCACUGGAUAAUUCCAAGCCCAUCUACCGAGAUUGGGAAGAACUUGUGAAACAGCUGACUAGAAGGAUGACUAAAAAACUCGACCAACGGUCUUCUCUUAUCACAGAAAUGCUCUUUAGCAAGAUCAACUCUACCCUCUAUUUCCUAGAAUACGGCCAGGAGAAGCAAACGAUAUCUCUCGGCGCCUCAAGAGUACCAGCUGAGCUGGAAGUUCACCCGCGCGUGGGAACUUCACAAGACAGUAAAUUGAGCGUGAUUGUUGCAGCUCUGAUCAUGGAUGGCCGAGCCGAUAUUGUCAAAUGGAUAAGCGAGCUGCUGGGAUCAGCAGCAGCUGAACGUAGUUCUUGGGAGGCUGGAGUCGAAAUUCGACGCCUAGAAUCUCCCGAUGCGCCAGAGUCUCCUAGUCCUACUAUAGAUGUGAAAUCCAACGACGAUUCAAUGCGAACAGCCAUGUUCAAGAAUGGUAGGCUACGUUUACUUAUGCAAUUGAUCGGACUGGAACGUUUGGGUACAGAGGAUAUCAUGGGCGCUUUGUGGAUAGUUCCCUCGUCUCUGACUUCGACGGAGCUGGGGGAUAUCAAGUCAAUCAUUGACAGGGGAUUACAAAACCCGGUUACUGAAUAUGAUGGGCUUGACCCUCGACAACAAAUACGACGCAAACCCACAGCGGAACCAAAAGAAACAUUUCAGACGACAUUGGGCGUUACCUUUGGUUCUGAUUCUGAAGGAGAAGACGUGAUCCCAGACGGACCGCUCUUUCCUCCGAAUAUACGAUCCAAGUCCAACGCACUCGAAGAAUUAAAAAAGAGUAGACGGAAACGGCAACGUAAUGAGGAUAAAGAGCCUUUGGACGAAGCCACUCUGGACGAACGCCGGCGUAACCGCGAAGAAAACGCCAGGGCACGAAAUGCCAAAAUCAAGAGCGAUCUCUUUGUCCAUGAUAGCGACGAAGAAUCCGACGAGGACGCUGAUCGUGAGUUUUUCGCGCAAGAGGAAGCCAUCAGAAAGACCCAGGCCCAGCGGAUCCGAGAAGUGUUGGUCUCCAAGGCACUGGAAGAAGAUGCUGCUCUGGAAAUGGAGAAAGGGAAAAAGAAAUCGACUCGGAAAUCAAUUAGCAUCAGUGAUGAUGAAGACGAUGAAGACGAUGACGACGAACACAGCGAUACUGAAGUUCGGAAAAAACCACGAGUUUCCCGUGGCGGGUUUGAGAUGGACGAACCCGCUGAUGAUCACGACGAGGAUGAUGAUAUUUUAAUGACAGGGCUCGGUGAGACGAAUGCGUCUUCAAAGGGAGCCUCCACGAGCCAAGGUUUCGGUGAACACGAUGAUACCCCUCCCACAUCAGCGGAGAAUGACGAGUGGGACCUUGACAAGGAGCUUAACCUACAUAAGGAUCUAGAUCCUUCUACAACUCUCACCGAUGAUGACCAGGACGAGGAUGACGCGCCGGUGAAUAGUAGUCGGCGGAGGGGACGGGCUGGCUUUGUGAUUGAAAGUGACUCGGAGUAG
Talaromyces rugulosus is the source of this 3555-nucleotide messenger RNA. RefSeq lists its product as uncharacterized. The transcript is spliced from 4 exons. Gene Ontology annotation, cellular component: replication fork protection complex. The record is from RefSeq and is a predicted model, not a curated record. The coding region runs from base 1 to 3555 and encodes 1184 amino acids. Lineage: Eukaryota; Fungi; Ascomycota; Eurotiomycetes; Eurotiales; Trichocomaceae. Gene Ontology annotation, biological process: replication fork arrest; DNA replication checkpoint signaling; DNA repair. Gene Ontology annotation, molecular function: DNA binding.